UACAUAGGAUCGGGAACCCCUCCGUUCCGUUACAGCAGUUCGGUAGGUUCGAUUCGGGGUGAUUGUAUUGAAAAUAAUUCCCUUUAAUAAACGGGCCCGGGCAUAUAUGAAGCUCCGGAGGUGGAAGUGAGACAGCAACGCCAGAUGUCCGUUUUUCCCGGGGUUUUUCACCGGUGCAGCUAAAGACAGUUUGGCACGCGACACGGAACGCCAGAACAAAACCAGCCUCAGAACGGAACAGAACGUCCGGGUGGUUCCGAGAGGCUCGAUCCGGUGGAUUGUAACGGUAGUGCAAGGUAGUUGAACGAACAUGUAGGAAGUGUAGCCAGGGCAAGGACUCCCAACCCAAGUUGAGAUUGAUUACGUUUGUGAUAGUUAGUGUUACGUUAAGAGAUUGUGCGGUAAUGGCGUCGAACAUGACCACCGUUUCGUUGCGGAACAUCUCCGGUCUCAAUCCGUUGAAGCGGAUGAAGUUCAAGGAGAACCAAGUGAUGAUCCCGAUAGGGUCGAACGUGGAGAACUUUGACGAAAACGAGACUACAGUAGUGCUGAAGCGGAAGAUUCCCUUGGGAACGCUCGGAAGUAUCGAGAAUGUGAUGUUCAACACAGUGUCCGGUGAACUACGGAAGCCUUUGGGAAAUGUGGCGUCUCCUGGUCCGGGAAGGCGUAAGAACUCCGAUCCGAAGAGUACAAUCAGUGCUGUUGAACGGCGAAACGCCCGGGAGCGCAAUCGAGUUCAACAAGUCAACAACGGUUUCGCUGCUCUGCGUCAACGGAUUCCGGAAGAGAUCGCAGAAGUCUUUGAAGCCGGCACGGCCCGUGGAGUUCACAAGAAACUAAGCAAGGUGGAAACUCUUCGUAUGGCUGUAGAAUACAUCAAGUGCCUGGAACGCCUUCUAUCCUUGGAUCCAGAAAAGGAAGGCAGUGUUUUCAAGAUUCAACCUCCACAACAGCAAGAAGGCACUCAGCUUCCGGCUACUCCUCCACCGGAACCGUUGCAGGCCAACAAUUUCUUCCUCGCAAUCAAACCUCGUGCCAUCGGAAACUCCACCGGAGCUUCCUUCGAUCAAACCCAGAUCACCAUCAUCAACGGCCAUCAGUACAUCCGCAUUCCCGGUACCAAUACCUUCCAGUAUCUGGACCCGGAGAGCCUGUACGACGAUUCUCCCAACGACAGCUCCUUCUUCGGAGACACCAGCUCGAUCAUCCAGGAAGACUCGGACGAUCUGAUGAGCGAAUCGGCCAUCGCCUUCUCUCCGCAGAGCAACUACGCCCAGGAACCGGAGGACCACAAGGACGGGGCCACAGUCUUCCCCAAUCGACCCCUGGAGGAGGACGGCAAGAUCCUCUCCAUGAUCGACCAACAGCAAUACGCCGAAAUCAUGAUGAUCAAAAGUGAACUCGAAGAGGACGACGAGCAGGCCCUUCUACAGCGAACCACCAACGAUCCGGGAUUUCUGGACUCCAUCGACUGGUUCGAGAGCCAUCACCAGCAGCUCCCCUCGGACACCCUCAUGGACUGAACGAAUCCAUCCCCUAGCCGCCAUUUUGUAUAUAGGAUUAUUUAUUUUAACGAAGCCGAAUUUUAUUAUUAUUCUAAUUAUACGAAAAUCUAAUUUAUCAACCCACCGCACCCGCUGUGCUCUAGUUUUUUGAACAAUAAAGAAACCAUUCCCCAGUCGUAGUGCUUCUGCCCUUCACCAUCGAAAGAAAUUUAUUGACGAUCGAUCCACCGAACGAAACAACGAAACUCAAGGUGGUGAUACUCAUUAUUCUGAAUUCUCCCCCUCUCCAC
This is a messenger RNA of Aedes albopictus (Asian tiger mosquito), 1795 nucleotides long. RefSeq lists its product as uncharacterized. Gene Ontology annotation, molecular function: protein dimerization activity; DNA-binding transcription factor activity, RNA polymerase II-specific; RNA polymerase II transcription regulatory region sequence-specific DNA binding. The record is from RefSeq and is a predicted model, not a curated record. Gene Ontology annotation, biological process: developmental process; regulation of transcription by RNA polymerase II. The transcript has a single exon. The coding region runs from base 405 to 1523 and encodes 372 amino acids. Lineage: Eukaryota; Metazoa; Arthropoda; Insecta; Diptera; Culicidae.